This is a messenger RNA of Herpailurus yagouaroundi (jaguarundi), 1346 nucleotides long. Its product is annotated as olfactory receptor 8K1-like. Gene Ontology annotation, cellular component: membrane. Bases 115 to 1074 code for a protein of 319 amino acids. Lineage: Eukaryota; Metazoa; Chordata; Mammalia; Carnivora; Felidae. The transcript has 2 exons. Gene Ontology annotation, molecular function: olfactory receptor activity; G protein-coupled receptor activity. The record is from RefSeq and is a predicted model, not a curated record. Gene Ontology annotation, biological process: G protein-coupled receptor signaling pathway.
GUAACUUCCUCAGGGAGCAUUGCAAAGAAGAGGAGAAACAUAAAUUCUCCCUGCCCAAAGGAAAAGCAAGAGUAAUUUAGGAGAAGAAAAUCCAGUCUAUUAAAGGUUACCAAGAUGAAUCCUAUGGAGAAACAGAAUCAUUCUGCAGUGAUUGAGGUGACUGAAUUUAUUCUCCUGGGGAUCACCAGCAACCCUGGGCUGCAAGCACCUCUCCUUGCAAUCUUCCUUAUCAUAUAUUUGAUCACAGUGACAGGCAAUCUGGGCAUAGUUAUCUUGACCCAUUUGGACUCGAAGCUAAAUACCCCCAUGUACUUUUUCCUUAGACAUCUGUCAAUUACUGAUCUUGGUUACUCCACUGUCAUCUGCCCAAAAAUGAUGGUAAACUUUGUGGUGCACAAAAAUACAAUUUCCUACCAUUUGUGUGCCACCCAGCUGGCAGUCUUUGAGAUUUUCAUCAUCACCGAACUGUUCAUUCUUUCAGCAAUGGCCUAUGAUCGCUACGUAGCCAUCUGCAAACCUCUCCUCUAUGUGGUCAUCAUGGCAGAGAAGGUGCGUUGGGCGCUGGUCCUUAUUCCUUAUUGCUACAGCACAUUUGUGUCACUCUUUCUCACAAUCAAAUUAUUUAAAUUGUCCUUCUGUGGCUCCAACAUUAUCAGUUAUUUUUACUGUGACUGCCUUCCUCUCAUAUCCAUGCUCUGUUCAGACACACAUGAAUUAGAAUUGAUCAUUUUAAGUUUUUCAGGCUGUAAUCUGCUCUCUUCCCUCUUGAUUGUUCUUAUAUCCUACAUGUUUAUUCUUGUGGCCAUCCUCAGAAUGAACUCAACCGAGGGGAGAUACAAAGCUUUCUCAACCUGUAGUUCCCACUUGACGGUGGUGGUCGUGUUCUAUGGGACAUUAUUGUUUAUUUACCUGCAGCCCAAAUCCAGCCAUACUUUUGAUAUUGAUAAGAUGGCCUCUGUGUUUUACACCUUGGUGAUCCCUAUGCUGAAUCCAUUGAUCUACAGCUUAAGGAACAAAGAAGUAAAAGAUGCUCUGAAGAGAAUUUUAACCAACCGAUGCAAAAUUUCCACUUAAUAUCAUACAGUUCAGUUGCAAAGGUGGGUCCAAAAGUCUUUGUUUAAUGCGCUGCCAGUUCAAUUAUAGCAUCAAAAAGUAGAAAUGUUUUACCUAAUUGAUCGCGUUCCUCCUUUUUUGGGCAAAACUCCUCCUAUAUCUUCCUGUAUUCUUCUCCAUCCCAAUUGAAUAAAUGAAUGAAUUAAUUAAUUAAUAUUAUAGCCAGAUAAUUUAAGUUCCAAGUUAUGUCCAAGGUCAUAUUGGAGGUUGUAGGCAAAUCAUAUUGAACUUGG